Messenger RNA from Cotesia congregata, 6888 nucleotides. NCBI's taxonomy places the organism in Eukaryota, Metazoa, Arthropoda, Insecta, Hymenoptera, Braconidae. The record is from the annotation of a GenBank genome assembly.
AUGAGUAAACGCUGCUUACGAUCAAAUACCUCUAUUGAUGAUCCAACGUCACCUAAAGUCCAAAAAAAAAUAAAAAAGUCAACAACUAAAGAUGUGUCGGAUUCGAAAUUAUCAGCUAUUAAAUCAGCGAAGCUUAAACCAUCAACAGCCAAAAAAGCAACAGUAAACAAAAAAGAGGAGAAAGAAAAUGUUGUUACAUCAAAGAGGACGAGACAAGUUAAAGAAAAACCCCAAAGGAAAGAUAAUUUAAACGAUAAAGUUCUUACAGUAAAAAGGAAAAGAAAAAUUAUCAUUCCCUCUGAUGAUAGUGGAGAUGACUCAGAUGAAUACAAGCCAAAUAAUGAAGCAGCCGAUUCAGAUGAUUCAGGAUCAUUAGAUGUUGUUUCUGAACUUGACAGUUCAUUAGAUUCUGACUUUGAUAACAAGCCAACUUUAAAAAACAAUCGGCCAAUAAAUACAACUAAAAAACAGAAAAAAUCACGUUCGGAUUCAAAACGAGAAGAGAAAAAAAGUGAUGAAUCCGUGAAGUCAGUUCAAUUGGAAAAAGUUAAUCUGUCGUCAGGACUAGUAUCAAGACAAAAGAGCUGGCCUCAUCUCAAUUAUUCAUUCAUGCAUCCUCAUGAACUCCGCGAUGCUAACGAAAGAAGACCAACCCAUCCACAGUAUGAUCCCAAGACACUCCAUGUACCUAAAAAGUUUCUUGAUAAGCAAACACCGGCGAUGCGACAGUGGUGGUUACACAAGAGUCAACAUUGGGACUGUGUGUUGUUUUUUAGAAUUGGUAAUUAUUAUGUACUGCAUCAUAUGGACGCUUUAACCGGGGUUAACGAACUUGGUUUAUCACUUGUACGAAGAGUUAGUUUUCCAUAUGUGUGGUUUUUUGAAAAACAUUAUGCUCGUUAUCUUAGAAUACUUAUUGAUAAAGGCUACAAAGUAGCCCGAAUUGAGCAAACCGAAAACCAAGCGAUGAUGGAAGAACGAUGUGAAAAAUUAAAGUCAAGAGCAACCAAAUUUGAUAAAAUUAUGAGACGUGAGCUCUGCCAGGUCGUUACUAGAGGUACACGCGUUCCAACGGUUUUGGAUAUAGAAAAUUUUUCAUCACAUUCUAAUUACUUAAUGACGCUAGUCGAAGAACAAAAUUUAUCUCAAUUCCCUAGCUAUGGAAUUUGUUUUAUCGAUACAAGUAUUGGAGUUUUUCAUCUGGGUCAGUUCGAUGACGACCAUCAAAACUCACGUCUUCUCACGUUGUUGUCUCAUUACACUCCUGCCCAUAUUAUCUAUGGAAAAGGAAAUCUUUCUCAAACAACAAUGAAAAUACUCAACACGCAUUUACCGAUAACAACAAUAAAAGAAGCUUUACUGAUGGAAUCUCAAUUCUGGUCAGUUAAAAAAGUUAUUGAUAGGCUUAAAGACGGUGACUACUUCAAAUACGAGUCAGAUAAAUUUUCUUGGCCUGAAGGAUUAAAACCUUUUAUAAACUUUCACGAUGCUAAUAAUGUUAAACUAGUAGAUGAUAAAAAAUUGGCAAUGCAUGCUCUUGGAGGAUGUCUUUAUAUAUUGACUGAGUAUUUAUUGGAUCAACAGUUACUGGCACUAAAAAAAUUUCAAACAUAUAUUCCACCUGACAUGAAUGUUGUUGAUGGAAAGCGUGCUGGUAGCAGUCCUUCACUUUUAACGACUUUAGAUUUUUGCUGCACUGAUUUUGGUAAGCGGUUAUUGAAAGAAUGGGUUUGUCAGCCAGCUUGUAACAGCAGAACAAUUAGAGCCCGUCAAGAUGCUGUUGGAGAACUUCGUGAUUUAAAGAGCAUAUGUAUAAAGGCUAGAAGACAGUUAAGUGGCCUUCAAGAUCUCGAAAGAUUAAUAACAAAAAUUCAUGCUUAUGGAAAUUCUGCAAAAGUUAAAAAUCAUCCGGAUGCUCGUGCAAUAUCGAGUGAUUGGAUGAUUUACAAUAAAAGAAGAAUUACCGACUUGAUUACUUGUCUAAAAGGUUUUAAACAAGCAGUUGGAAUUAUGAAAAUCUUUGGAUCAUUAAAAAGUGAUCUAAUAAUACAAACUACCCAGGUCAAACCGAGAGGAGAAUUUCCUGAUUUUACUGAAACUCUCAGUCAUUUUGAGUCUGGAUUUGAUGAAACUUUAGCAUUAAAACAUGGAUGUAUAAUGCCUAAAAAAGGAAUGGACUUGGAAUAUGAUCAAGUGAUUGUCGAGUUAGAGCAAGUAAAAAACGAUGCAGAUGAAUAUUUGAAAUCUCAAAGUCAAAAAUAUGAAACUGAAUGUAAAUAUAUCAGUACGAGUGAAAGUACUUAUGAAAUAGAAAUCUCAGAGAAAAUAGUAAGUAACGUUAUCGAUGGUUACGAUUUUAAAAAAACACGUAAAGGAUUCAAACGGUACUGGAAUGAGGAAACUAAAAAACUUCAAGAACGAAAAACAGCUGCUGAGGCACGACAUGAUAUGUUGCUUAAGGAUUCUGAUAGACGAAUUUUUGCCAAGUUCAGCGAGGAUUACGAUAUGUGGGCUACAGCUGUCUAUAAAGUUGCUGUUCUUGACGUUCUUAUUUCUCUUGCUGAAUAUUCCAGGAUUGGUGACAAGUGUGCUCCAGAAAUCAACGAUACGGAUGAAGUUAUGCUAGAUAUUCAAGAAGGAAUUCAUCCUUUCAUCACAUCUGAAAAUUUUGUACCCAACAAUACAUCACUUGCGAUCAAUGACUACGGACCCCUGGUGAUUUUAACUGGACCAAACAUGGGUGGAAAGUCAACAAUAAUGCGUCAAGCCGGUUUACUGAGCAUUAUGGCACAUAUAGGCUGCCAUAUACCAGCACAAAGUUGUAAACUUUCGUUGAUAGAUCGUGUUUUCACUCGACUUGGUGCCAAUGAUGACAUGAGAACUGGCAGGAGUACAUUUUUAGUCGAAUUGAGCGAAGCUGCUACAUUUGUACUACAUGCUACGAAAAAUUCUCUAGUCCUCGUUGAUGAGCUCGGACGAGGAACAUCAACACACGAUGGUACAGCAAUAGCUGCGGCUAUCCUCAAAGCUCUCUCAAAACUUGAAUGUCGAACUUUAUUCUCUACCCACUAUCAUAUGCUGGUAAGCGAAUUUAAAGAUAAUCCCGCUGUCUCACCUGCUCAUAUGGCAUGUCAAGUUGAGAGUGAAGAGACUGACGCAACUCAAGAAACCGUAACUUUUUUGUACAAGCUUACUAAAGGUCCAUGUCCAAAAUCGUAUGGAUUUAAUGCAGCAAGAAUCGCUGGAAUCAAAUCUCAUAUCACAAAACGAGCUAAUGAGCUUGCUAAAAAACUAGAAGAUGCUGGAAAUCGAAGAAAUUUAUUUAUAUCAUUAUGUAGCGUUAAUCGAAAUGAUGUAAAAAACCUUAUUGGGCAUAAACGAAAUUUACGUUCAAGAACUCGUACUGAAGAUCUAGAAUCACCUAAAAAAGUACCGAAAAAAGAUGAAAAAAAAGUUACUAAAACCACAACGCGUCCAAAGCUACAAUCAUCUAAACCAGCAACACCUAAACGACAACCAGCUAAAUCUAAAGCGAAAGCUAAACCUCAAACUCAGCCUAAAAAAGCAAUUAUCAAUGGAAAAGAAAAUAAAGAAACCACUGCUACUCCUAAAAGGAAGCGAGAAGUUAAAAAACCCAAGGUAGAAGAACUGUACUCAGAUGAUGAUGAUGAUGAGGAAGAAGAGGAAAAAACUCCCGUAAAAAGGAAGAGGAGGAAGAUUGUUGUUCCUUCUGAUGAUAGUGGAGAUGAUUCGGAUGAAUACAAGCCAAGUGAUGCUUCAGACUCAGACGCAUCAAUAUCAUCAGCUGCUGCUAGCUCUGAAGUAGAUACAUCGUUGAAUAAUACGGCAGAUACUGUAUCUGACGAUGAGCCACCACCUAAAAGAGAACAGAAACCGAGGAAUCCUGGAAGAGGUAAAAAGUGGUAUCCAAAUAAAAAAAAAGUCGAGGAUGAUGAUGAGUCUGGCAAGUCAUUCCAAUUGGCAAAGGCUAAACUACAAUCAGGACCUGUGUCAGGUGCUGAAAGUUGGCCUCAUUUAAAGUAUCCAUUUCUUCAGCCGGAAAAUAUUCUAGAUGCGGAAAAAAGACGACCUGAUCAUCCAGAAUAUAAUCCGAAAACACUCUAUGUGCCUCAGGAAUUUCUUGAUAAGCAAACCCCAUCGAUGCGUCAGUGGUGGACACUCAAAAGUCAACACUUUGACUGUGUGUUGUUUCAUAAAAUUGGUAAAUUUUAUGGGUUAUAUCAUAUGGAUGCAGUCUCUGGAGUAAAUGCUCUUGGCUUAAAUUUUAUACAGCGCGACUUUGCAUAUACAGGAUGUUUUGAAGUAAACUACAGUCGGCUUUUUAAAACUUUUGUUGAAAAAGGCUACAAAGUGGCUCGUGUUGAACAAACUGAAACUCCACAAAUGAUGGCAAAGCGUUGUGACAAAUCAAAAUCAAAAGCAUCUAAAUUUGAUAAACUUGUGAGACGUGAAGUCUGUCAAAUUAGUACUCGAGGUACACGCGUCUCUACGGUCCUAGAUAUAGAAAAUUUUUCAUCGCAUUCUAAUUAUUUGUUAUCGCUGGUCGAAGAUCAUUCCAAUAAAUUACCUACUUAUGGUAUUUGUUUUAUUGACACAAGUAUCGGUAUUUUUCAUUUAGGUCAAUUCAAAGAUGAUUGUCACAAUUCACGUCUCCUUACAUUAUUGUCUCAUUACACACCUGCCCACGUUGUCUAUGGAAAAGGAAAUCUUUCUCCAGUAACAAUGAAAAUUCUCAAUACGCAUUUGCCUGUGACAACAUUAAAAGAGGCUUUAUUGAAAGAUCAAUUUUGGUCUGUCAAGGUGAUUCUUGAUAAGCUUAAAGACGGUCACUACUUUAAAUACGAGUCAGAUGAAUUUUCUUGGCCAGAAGGAUUGAAACCUUUUAUAAAUUAUCAUGAUAAUAAUAAGACUGUUAAUCCAGUUAAUGACAAAAAACUGGCUAUUAAUGCUCUUGGAGGAUGUGUUUCUGUACUAACUGAAUGUGUGUUGGAUGAACAAUUACUUGCGCUUAAAAAAUUUCAAACAUAUAUUCCACCCGAUAUGAAUGUUGUUGAUGGGAAGCGUGUUGGUCCACUCGUUAAUAUGGUUAUCGAUGCUGCGACUAUUGAAAAUUUAAAUAUUCUUGGUAAGAGUCCUUCACUCUUAACGACUUUAGAUUAUUGCUGUACUGACUUUGGUAAGCGGUUAUUAAAAGAAUGGGUUUGUAGGCCAGCUUGUAAUAGAGAUAUUAUUACAGCUCGUAUAGAUGCUGUCUCAGAGUUGCGUGAUCUAAAACGCAUAUGUCUUGAUGCUAAAAAGCAGUUGAGUAGCCUUCCAGAUCUCGAGAGAUUACUAACUACAAUUCACGGUCAUGGUAAUGCUUCCAAAGUCAAAAAUCAUCCCGAUUCUCGUGCCAUCAUGUGUGAAUGGAUGACAUAUAAUAAAAGAAAAAUUACCGACUUGGUGACUUGUAUAAACGGUUUCAAACAAGUAGUUGAAAUUAUAAAACUUUUCGACUCUUUAGUAAGCGAUUUAAUAGUACAAACAACACAAGUUGAACCGAAAGGAGAAUUUCCUGAUAUGACUGAAGCCCUAAACCAUUUUGAUGCGAGAUUCGAUUCAGAAUUAGCAUUAAAACAAGGAUGUAUAAUUCCUAAAAAAGGAAUGGACUUGGAAUAUGAUCAAGUGAUUGUCGAGUUAGAGCAAGUAAAAAACGAUGCAGAUGAAUAUUUGAAAUCCCAAAGUGAAUAUUUUGGAACCGAAAUUGAAUACAUAGGCGGGGGUGAUAAUCCUUAUCAACUCGAAGUUCCAGAAAGUUGCGCGAGUAAAGUUACUCCUGAUUACGAACUGGAACAUAAACGUAAAGGAUUUAAACGCUACUCGACUGAACAAACUAUAAAACUUCAAAAACGACAAACAGCUGCUGAAGAACACCAUGAUAAAGUACGUAAAGAUUCUGAUAGACGAACUUUUGCUAAGUUCAGCGAGAAUUACGAUAUGUGGGCUACAGCUGUCUAUAAAGUUGCUGUUCUUGACGUUCUUAUUUCUCUUGCUGAAUAUUCCAGGAUUGGUGACAAGUGUGCUCCAGAAAUCAACGAUACGGAUGAAGUUAUGCUAGAUAUUCAAGAAGGAAUUCAUCCUUUCAUCACAUCUGAAAAUUUUGUACCCAACAAUACAUCACUUGCGAUCAAUGGCUACGGACCCCUGGUGAUUUUAACUGGACCAAAUAUGGGUGGAAAGUCAACAAUAAUGCGUCAAGUCGGUUUGCUGAGCAUUAUGGCACAUAUAGGCUGCCAUAUACCAGCACAAAGUUGUAAACUUUCGUUGAUAGAUCGUGUUUUCACUCGACUCGGUGCCAAUGAUGACAUGAGAACUGGCAGAAGCACAUUUUUAGUCGAAUUGAGCGAAGCUGCUACAUUUGUACUACAUGCUACGAAAAAUUCUCUAGUCCUCGUUGAUGAGCUCGGACGAGGAACAUCAACACACGAUGGUACAGCAAUAGCUGCGGCUAUCCUCAAAGCUCUCUCAAAACUUGAAUGUCGAACUUUAUUCUCUACCCACUAUCAUAUGCUGGUAAGCGAAUUUAAAGAUAACCCCGCUGUCUCACCUGCUCAUAUGGCAUGUCAAGUUGAGAGUGAAGAGACUGACGCAACUCAAGAAACCGUAACUUUUUUGUACAAGCUUACUAAAGGUCCAUGCCCAAAAUCGUAUGGAUUUAAUGCAGCAAGAAUCGCUGGAAUCAAAUCUCACAUUACAAGACGAGCUAAUGAGCUUGCUAAAGACGUAGAAGACGCUGGAAAUCGAAGAAAUUUAUUUAUAUCAUUAUGUAGCGUUAACCGCCACAACAUCAAAGAAAUACUUGCUACACUUGAUUCAUUUUCUAAUUAA